CCGUGUAGAAGGAACUUAAGGACUUAAUCCUUAGGGCAGCUGGCACGCUUUGAUUGGGUCGGGUUGUGUUUGUGUUUCGUGGUCACGAAAAAAAAAAUCAUUCGACAGAAACGUAGAAAAAAAAAUCUCUCGAAGAAACAGAAGGCGAUUGUCGAUCCAUCUCGUUCCAUCUUCUUCCGUCGAGUUCCAAGGUUAAACAAACAUGGGACAAAACUAUAGCUACACCCAGCCUUCCUCAUCAGACGAGUAUGACUUGACCUCACUUCUUGAAGCUGAAGCGGCUUUGUACGCUGAAGAAGCUGAGAGUAGCUACAACAUUGGUGAGCCUGUUCAGUGCCCACCUCAGCCGUUUCAGUACUUAUGCGGGGGACAUACAAAUGCGGAGGAGAUGCGUGCCUUUGAGAGACAACUUAGUCUUCUCAAGGAUCAAGUUCGUGAGAGUGACCAGAAGCUGGCUAAGCUCGAGAAGACCCUGUGUGAUGAGUUAUGCAAGAAGACAUCAUGGGUUACAAUUCUUGGAGUUUCUCUUCUGCUGAGCCUUUUACUUUUAAUAGCGGUGAUAAUUCUUGGAGGAACAGCUUCGAAGGAUAGUAGAAGAGUAUCUGACGUGGAGACUGUCUUUAAGGUUAGAAACAUUUAAACUGAAGCUAUUCCUCUGUUUUUUGCUUAUCUGAAAAAAACAUAACAUUUAUACUGAAACUCUUUAUCUUAAAUGCUUACCUUCCUUAUUCAGAUUUGAUAGGAUAUUAAACGUUAUCACACUGGUACUUGUUUACUUUAUGUGUUACUAGUAGAGAACUUAUUAGACUUGAUUGGUGGUAAAUGCUAGUUUAGAGCUUUCUAUCUGCCUAACUACUUAGUUUUGUUGGUGAUAAAUGCUAGUUUAGAGCUUUCUUUCUUCUAGCUGGCUUAUUUAAGGGCUGUGUUGCUAAUAGAGUAACACAGACAAUUAGAUAAAAUGAAUAACAGCAGUGGUUUCCGAAACCUACUGUAUAGUCAAUGUCCCAUAGAACUUGAUUCACCCGAACAAGUUUGGUUCGGUAGCCAACCACCUGAGCCUGUUGGGUCCGGUAGCCAAGCUCCUGUUGGCGAGUCUGGUGAGCCGGUUGUCGAGUCUGCUAUCAAAGAGAGGAGGAAAUGGUCCCAGCAAGAGGAUUUAAUACUGAUUGGUGCUUGGCUCAACACAAGUAAAGAUGCAGUUAAAAAUACUGAGCAGAAAGCUGGUGCAUUCUGGAAGAGGAUCAUCGACUACUACAAUGCAAGCCCUCUUCUGGUGGGGACAAUUCCGAGAGAGCUUACUCCAGCCAAGCAGCGGUGGGCUAGGAUUAACGCAGAUGUCUCCAAGUUCGUUGGUUGCUAUGACCAGGCUAUGAGGGAGCAGAAAAGCAGUGAAAACGAUGAUGAUCUGAUGAAAGCCGCACUAGACUACUACUUCAAGGAUCAAGGCCACAAGUUCGGCAUGGAACACGCCUGGAGGGAACUGAGGCAUGACCAGAAAUGGUGCUCAUCAUGUAAAGACAGUGGGAAAGAUAAGCGCAAACAUGUCUUGGAGGUUGAUAUAGACGAGGAAGAGGGCAGACCGGUCGGGGUCAAGGCAGCGAAAGCUGCUUCUAAGAAGAAGAAGAGUGGGAAAGAAGAGGAGUUGUCGCGUUUACAAACCAUCAUGGAGAUUAAACAGAAACUAUCUAACCAGAAACUUCUCGAUCGUUUAUUAGCCAAAAAAGUGCCAUUAACUGAGAUGGAAACAUCACUUAAGCUCAAGCUAAUGUCUGAAAUGUUAUGAUGUUAUUCUCUUUAAGGUUCCGCAGUAAAAGAGGAAGCAAGUCACGGGUGCCUUUGGAGUGGUGAAAGUCUUUUCUUCUGUAGCUCAUGUGAAGCAAGUCACGGGAAGUCCUUUUUGUGCUAUAAGUUUGUGUCUCGGUUUCUAUCUUGCCAUCACUUCUUCCUUCCUUUUUUUUCCCCGAUUCUAAUCUGGUCGCGAAGAAGUUGUUUUAGAUUAUUGUUGUUGUAACAUUAGGUUUCUAUCUGUACACACAUUUUUCACAAGAAUCCUUAACUAUUUUUUUUUUAAAAAAAUUGAUUAUUUGUUCCUAAGGACUCCACAAAGGGUAUCACCAUUGUGGAUGCUCUUAAUGGAAAGUUCUUACUGUGGGAUGAAAAAUAAAAAAUUUAAACAAUAAUAACCCCCAUUAAUCAUGAAAUUCUGAUACAUAGUUUCUCAUAAAGAUCUCUCCAAUUAAUUGUUGUAAUUUGAUUAGUUGAUGAUUUUU
Brassica napus (rape) is the source of this 2270-nucleotide messenger RNA. RefSeq names its product glutathione S-transferase T3-like. The record is from RefSeq and is a predicted model, not a curated record. The coding region runs from base 959 to 1783 and encodes 274 amino acids. Lineage: Eukaryota; Viridiplantae; Streptophyta; Magnoliopsida; Brassicales; Brassicaceae. The transcript has 4 exons.